This is a messenger RNA of Cryphonectria parasitica EP155, 2011 nucleotides long. RefSeq lists its product as uncharacterized. The record is from RefSeq and is a predicted model, not a curated record. Bases 356 to 2011 code for a protein of 551 amino acids. Lineage: Eukaryota; Fungi; Ascomycota; Sordariomycetes; Diaporthales; Cryphonectriaceae. The transcript is spliced from 4 exons.
CUUUGUCUCUCACGCUUUCGCCCUCUGAAAAAGUGAAAAGUGAGAUUCAGUUUUAGGACAUUUUACGCCCCCACCGAAGACAUAUAUCUCUGCGUGCUCCAGUGUGGCUGCGAUCAUGCUCUGAGGUUCUGAUGCGGCGGGUCGGCUGAGAGGAGCCACUGCGCAUUUUCGACACGAGGUUUGUCGCUCACUGCUCAAGUCGAGGUGCAGUUCUGCCUCAAGUAACGCCCUGAGGAGGGAGGAGAAGACGGAGGAGAGGAGUAGGAAAGGACAAGAAAAAGAGGAAGAGGAGGACCAUGAGGUGGUGCAGCCAGUGGCUGGACACGCAGAACAAGGCUCAAAAGACACAACAUAUAUGAAGAAACUUAAGAAAGAAGAAGAAACCGGGGCCAACAUGUCCGACGGACGAUCCUCCAACAGUAACACCCCCGCGGCGGGAGACCUCGCGCAAAAUCAUCACCAUCGUCCUCCGCCGCCUCAUCUCAGUGCUGGACCGUCCAUCAGGCCGCACACCAAGAUCCCCGAGAUCCUCCCUCAUGAGCGCGUUUUCCCCAUCCAGAUCGGCUCGGAGCUGUUUAAGCUCUCAGGCGCCUCCAUCUCCUCGGACGCGCCUUCCUACUUCUCCCAGUACUUCCUCUGCCAGAUCAAACAGGCCGAGGACAAUGGCGAUGACCCUGCCACCGCCAUCCGCACGCUCUACAUUGACCGCGACCCGGUGACCUUUCGGGAUAUCUCGCUGCACCUUCAAGGCUACCACGUCUCGCCGCGCGACGGCACUCACUUUGUGCGCCUCUUUGCCGACGCGCAGUUCUACACCCUGCCCAAGCUCAUCUCGCAGCUCCACGAGGAGAGCAUCUUCAUGUCCAUCGGCCACACCGAGUUCCAGAUCCCGCGCGACCUCUUCUCCGACCCGGGCAACUCGCCCAACUUCUUCAGCCUGGGCUUCGCCAUCUUCUUCUCGGACCCCUCCGACCUCUUCCCCGGCCUCGACCGCGAGGGCCUCAUCCGUCCCCCCUCCAUCCUGCCCCCCUGCGUUCCUGGCCGCAGCGCCGAGGUCUUUGCCGAGCUGCUCCACCUGCUCAGGGGCUACCCGCUGCAGAUCCGCAGCGACGAGCACCGCGCCACCCUGCUCAAGGACUGCCGCUACUUCAACUUCCGCGGCCUCGAGCAGCGCCUCAUCCCCCACGCCCGCGCCUUCAACCAGUUCCGCGGCCGCGACGAGAUCGUCCUGCGCCUCGAGGACAUCCUCAAGAGCGGCGUCAGCGACGAGGAGGAGGACGAGGAGGAGGACGAGGAGGACCGCUGGGUCCACUACGCCAGGCCCUUUGUCGACCACCGCUCGGCCGAGCUGAUCCUCGAGGUCGGCGGCGAGAACAUGCGCCUGCACUUCCACGCCCCAGGCGACACCGGCAUGCGCGUCGAGUUCUUCCGCGACGGCCGCGUCCGCCUGACCAAGCUGUUCGAGGUCAUCGCCAGCAAGCUGAACCUGCCGCCCACCACCCAGCCCUUGGGCCUGCUGAUGAAGUCGGGCGGGGCCUCGAGCCAGCCCCCCACGCCGGGGAACACGCCCCUGAGCGAUGACUGGGUCAAGUGUGAGAUCCCGCCCGAGACGGCCAUCACCCUGGACGGGAGGAAGUACACAGGGCACAGGACGGUAUCGUCAGAGAGCAGUGGGGGCAACGAGGCCACCGAGACGCCAAACGCUGUCGGAACAGCACCGACGACCAAUACGAGCAGCAGCGCCGGGAUGGCCAUCGACUCUCCAACGGAGAUAGCGGGCUUGUCGCUGUACCCGCCGAGGAAACGCAAGAGAGUCGAUGGUGGGCACCUCAACGGCGUGGGCGUACCAGAGGAAGGAUACUGGACCCUGAAGACGGCGCAGUGGAGGCUACGGAUACAGGGCGUGGGAAGUGGGAGGACCAAUGUCGAGUGUGUGCUGAUUGCUGUCAAAAUAAACGCCCUGAGUGGUGAGUACGCCAGAAACGAGGCAAAAUCCUUCUUGAUGGGUUGA